Molecule: messenger RNA, 606 nt
Organism: Metopolophium dirhodum (rose-grain aphid)
Lineage: Eukaryota; Metazoa; Arthropoda; Insecta; Hemiptera; Aphididae
Exons: 1
Coding region: 1-606 (201 amino acids)
Cellular component (GO): nucleus
Molecular function (GO): DNA binding
Source: RefSeq, a predicted model, not a curated record
AUGAGUUCAAACAUUAAAAGAGUUAGAGCUCAAGUUGGCUUAGAUGAAAUAAAUUCAUAUAUGGACAAUUUAAGUGAUGUUUUAAAAGAUAUACCACCAUCUAGAAUUUGGAACUACGAUGAAACUAAUCUUAGCGAUGAUCCGGGAAAUAAAAAAGUAAUAUGUAAGAGAGGAAUGAAAUAUGUUGAAAAAAUUUGUAAUUUUAGCAAAAGUUCAACUUCAGUUAUGUUUUGUGGCAAUGCGGAGAGUAAAUGCCUUCCACCUUAUGUGGUUUAUAAGGCUGAAAAUAUGUGGACAACUUGGACAGAAGGGGGGCCAGAACAUGCACGAUAUAACCGUACUAAAAGUGGUUGGUUUGACUCAAUGACUUUCGAAGAUUGGUUUGAGUUCAGUUUCUUGAAAGAAGUAAAACAUGAAAAGGCACCAACUGUUUUAAUAGGCGAUAAUCUUUCUUCACAUAUUAAUGUUAGAGUUCUUGAACUCUGUGAACAAAAUAAUAUUAAGUUUGUGUGUUUACCCCCAAAUACCACUCAUAUCACCCAGCCACUAGAUGUUACCUUUUUCGGUCCCAUGAAAAAAAUAUGGAGAAGUAUCUUAACAACAUAG